Messenger RNA from Corapipo altera (White-ruffed manakin), 4192 nucleotides. It is a transcript of the gene PRLR, whose product is annotated as prolactin receptor. The record is from RefSeq and is a predicted model, not a curated record. NCBI's taxonomy places the organism in Eukaryota, Metazoa, Chordata, Aves, Passeriformes, Pipridae. Gene Ontology annotation, cellular component: external side of plasma membrane; signaling receptor complex; membrane. Bases 814 to 3168 code for a protein of 784 amino acids. The transcript is spliced from 13 exons. Gene Ontology annotation, molecular function: cytokine binding; cytokine receptor activity. Gene Ontology annotation, biological process: cytokine-mediated signaling pathway.
CCAUGCUUGUUUCUCCCCAGUCCACUUUGAUCCUUUCCUUUCCUCCCUACAUUCUUUCCCCUCAGGCAUCACUUAAUGUGUGCUAUACCUCCUUCAGUCAAUGAGGCAUGUGGGGAAGGGAUUUUGUUUGAUGGGUUCCACACAAGGACUGUGCUUUAUUAGUCAGGUGAAGCUCAUUCCCUGCACCCCAUGUUCACUAAUUACACUGCUAGAGCUGUCAGUUUUUGUCUGAUCCUGGCCCGGCCUGUGUAGAUGUUGAUUAGCCUUGAAGUAGCCUAGCACAGCCUACUAGUAAGUUUAAACUGCGUCUGAAGUUGCUACAAAAUUCUCUGCUUUUAUUGAAACAGAUAAAGGAAAGGAUAUACAGUAACACGGUAUUUUACCUCAGUCUCUAUUGCUCUCAAUGUUUGAAUGUAUUGACUUAAGGUUUCAGUAUCUACAGCAGCUAAUACAAAGAGUGACAUUUUUUCUCCCUAUGUUUUAGGAAUAAAGUAGUGAUACUUCCAGCAAUAUACUAAUCCCAGAUUUCUUUUUCUUUUGCAGCCUAUGAAGUGAUCUGACAUAUAUGAAAGAGAGGAAUCAAAAGCUUCCUUACAUACAUGAAUCUUUUAGUGAGCCUCUGAUCUGAUAUUUCCUCCUGAGGAGAAGCAGACAUCAUGAAGCAGAGAUUCAUUUCAUCAGUUCAAAUUAUUUUGCAACUUACUCUUACUACAGCAGGUCUGACAGGUCAGUCAUACCCUGGCAAACCUAAGAUAAUAAGAUGUCGUUCUCUAGAAAAGGAAACCUUUUCUUGUUGGUGGAAGCCUGGCUCAGAUGGAGGCCUUCCUACCAAUUACACCCUGUUCUACAGCAAGGACAGGUAACAAGUGGUGCAUACAUAUUCUUGAAGAAAAAAUCUAUGAAUGUCCAGACUACCAAGCAUCAGGUCCCAAUUCCUGCUACUUUGAUAAAAACCACACUAAUCCCUGGACAACAUAUAUUAUCACUGUAAUGGCAACGAAUGAGAUUGGAAGUAACAGCUCAGACCCUCAGUAUGUGGAUGUAACCUCCAUAGUUCAGCCAGAUGCUCCUGUGAACCUCUCUCUAGAAACAAAAACAUCUGCUAGUAUAACAUACCUUUGGGCAAAAUGGUCUCCACCUCCAUUAGCUGCUGUCAGCUCUAAUUCACAUCUAUAUCACUAUGAGCUACGACUUAAACCUGAGGAAAAGGAAGAGUGGGAGACGAUAUCUGUUGGACUGCAGACACACUACAAGGUGGCCGGGUUACAAGCUGGGGUGAAGUACAUUGUUCAGGUCCGUUGCAUGUUAGACCUUGGAGAAUGGAGCGAAUGGAGCUCUGAAAGAAACAUCCAAAUCCCCAAUGGAGAGUCACCUCCUGAAAAGCCUACCAUAAUAAAGUGCCGUUCUCCUGAAAAGGAAACAUUUACUUGUUGGUGGAAACCUGGUUCAGAUGGAGGACAUCCUAUUAACCACACUUUGCUUUACAGCAAAGAGGGAGAAGAAAAAGUUUAUGAAUGUCCAGAUUACAAAACUGCAGGCCCCAAUUCAUGCUACUUCGAUAAAAAGCACACCUCUUUCUGGACCAUAUACAAUAUUACUGUGAGGGCAACUAAUGAAAUGGGAAGUAAUGUCUCUGAUCCUCAUUACGUGGAUGUGACUUACAUAGUACAGCCAGAUCCUCCUGUGAACAUAACUCUGGAAGUAAAAAAGUCAGUAAAUAGAAAACCAUAUCUGGUCCUGACAUGGUCUCCACCUCCACUAGCUGAUGUCAGAUCUGGAUGGCUUACUCUUGAAUACGAAUUGCGAUUAAAGCCUGAAGAAGGAGAGGAAUGGGAGACUAUUUUUGUUGGACAGCAAACACAAUGUAAAAUGUUUAGUUUAAAUCCUGGAAAGAGGUACAUUGUACAGAUUCACUGCAAACCAGACCACCACGGAUCAUGGAGCGAGUGGAGCCCAGAAAUGUACAUUCAGAUUCCUACUGAUUAUAGAGUAAAAGAUAUGGUUGUGUGGAUCAUUGUUGGUGUCCUGUCAUCUCUAAUAUGCUUAAUCAUGAGCUGGACAAUGAUUUUGAAAGGGUACAGAAUGAUGGCCUUUAUCCUACCACCAGUUCCAGGACCAAAGAUAAAAGGCAUAGAUAAACAUCUGUUAGAGACAGGAAAAUCUGAAGAAUUACUGAGUGCUCUUGGUUGCCAUGGUUUCCCUCCAACGUCAGACUGUGAUGAACUACUGAUAGAAUAUCUGGAGGUAGAGGACAGUGAGGAUCAGCAACUCAUGCCAAGUCAUGACAAUCCCAGUAAAAAUACAAAAAUUAUACCCAAGGAAACAGACAGUGACUCGGGCCGAGGGAGCUGUGAUAGCCCUUCCCUGCUCUCUGAGAAGUGCAGGGAGCCUCGUACCCUUCCAUCAGCACUUCAAACACAAGAUGUAAGACCUGUCCAAGAAAAUAAAGGAGCAAAAAGGAGCUGGGAAACUCAGUGUAUAGCCUCAGAACAGGAAACACUCCUUUUUAACAAUGAGAGUACAAAUUCAUCCACAUGGCCUGCAGUUCAGUUACUACCUAAUAAUCAGCUUCCUAUGUUUGCCUACCACAGUACUGUGGAGGCACACACGAUAAUACUGAGUACCACAAAUGUGAACAUUUCACCAGUUUUGGUGGGAAAUGAAGAAAAGCAUCAGUCACAAUAUCCUGUCACUGAAACUGUCCAUGACAACAUGGAAAAGCAAAGAGAGAUGGAGUAUUCCAUAACUGAACAAACUACAGUGCAGGUCAAACAAAACAGACAUAAUGACAAGUCACCUUUCUUGAAUCCUAAACUAAUGGACUAUGUAGAAGUUCAUAAAGUCAGACAAGAUGAGGAACCAACAGUAUUACUGAAACAUAAAGAUAAUAAUGGAAAGACCGAAAAAUACACUGUUCCAGGAACCAGCAAAGAAUAUACCAAGGUCUCAACAGUUGUGGACCAUAAUAUUCUAGUAUUAAUGCCAGAUUCACGCAUCCAGCCCACACCUGUAUCUCAAGAACCUGCAAUGGAAACAUCACAGAACCUUCAGCAAGGUCAAGCUGAGAAAAAUAUGAGCUACUGCCUGACAGCUCCAAGUGACUGCAAAAGAGAGACCAGUGGGUCAGAGUAUAUGGACCCAUCUUCCUUUAUGCCCUCCUUUAAAUAACCAGUUAAUACAGUACAUACUUAUAUAUGUCCAGUAAAACAAAAUCACAUAGCGAACAGUCCUUCAAAAAAGCCUAGCCUCCAAAAGCCUAGUCUCCUGAGUGUAUUGUACAGAUAAUAAAAUAGACAGUGGGUUGAGGUAAUAAUCAUGGAAGUAAAUCAUGGAGCAUUAACACACAUUUCUGACACAGUGAAACAAGGAAAUGGAUAUUGUCUGCCAUGAAAAACACUUAGUAAAAUAAUUAUUCAGUUCUGCAAAACUGUUAAUUGAUUAAGCCUGAGGGAGUACUGCAGGUUCAACAAAGAUGAAAAUUGUUACGGGUCAGUCAGCACACCAUGGUGAUCGGAGCAGUUCCUAUGUUAGAUAAAUCAUUGCACAGCAGUAUUGUUAUCUACAGUGUCUUUUCUUCUGAAUGCAUUCUGACAUUAGAUUAAAAUUUCUUUAUAUUUUUUUUCUCAAUCCUUGAGAAAAAAGGAGUUACUGUAUAUGACAAAUCAUAUAUAAAAAGAAUAUAUUCUACAAAUGACAGUAAAAUAGCAAAUUCUUCUAAGGAUUUUUUUGCUUUGUUUCAACAUGAUAGAAAACUUUGCAUCCCAUUCAUAUCCCAGCCCAGGCAAACUAAACAUGAAAAAACUAGCGGGAUAAUAUUUGAUAUACUGCCUUACUGUAUAUAAUAUACAAUUCUACUUUAGUAUAAGCCCAUAUGUUUAACAAUGUAUUUUUAAAGGCUAUUUUUCUAUUAUCAAAAAAAGAGCAAAAUAAAAUAUUUUUUAAUUUCCCAGUGUUAUUUAGCUACUUAGGAACUUUUCUGUUUCCUUCUGCUGAGACAGCAGUAACAAGUAAAGCUACAAUUUCUACACAAAGCAUGAAAUUAAACUUUAUACUAAUUAAGAGUAUGAAGAAAUUUUUAAACUAUAUUUCUAAUAUAUUACAGAUAUAUUACUAUUUGAAUUGUAAAUUAUUUCUUUCACACCUUUUUUAUCACCUAUAAUUAUAUAAUUAAAACAGAAUCUAGGUUUUGAGA